GCCUUGCCUCGGAAGCAGCCCGAGAGUCUACUGGGUCGUGCUCUGUGGGAAGCCUGGCUCGGUGGUCCCUGCUCUGGACCUGCACCUCUAGGGGGCCCUGGGAAGCCUCUGGGGGGUGCCUCAGGGGCGAUGCAGGACAAGCUGCACAUCCUGGAGGAUCUGAACAUGCUCUACAUCCGGCAGAUCGCCCUCAGCCUGGAGGGCACGGACCUCCAGAAGAAAAUUGACCAUGAGAUCCGCAUGCGGGAGGGGGCCUGCAAGCUGCUGGUGGCCUGCACUCAGCGGCAGCAGGCACUGGAGGUCACCAAAAGCCUCCUUGUCUGCAACAGCCGCAUCCUGGCCUACAUGGCUGAGCUGCAGCGCAUGAAGGAGGCGCAAGUGAUGCAGCGCAUGGCUCGACGCCCUUCUGAGGCUGGACCAACAGAUGGCCGCUCACCAUGUCGGGGCCGCAUCUGUGUCUCAGAUCUCCGGAUUCCCUUGAUGUGGAAGGACACAGAAUAUUUCAAGAACAAGGGGGACUUGCAUCGCUGUGCGGUGUUCUGCCUGCUGCAGAUUGGCACGGAAAUCUAUGACACAGAGAUGGUGCUGGUGGACAGGACACUGGCCGACAUCUGCUUUGAGAACACCGUGCUCUUCACCGAGGCUGGCCCAGACUUUGAGCUGAAAAUUGAGCUCUACAGCGCAGCCCUGGAGGAGGACUCAGCCCUGGGCGGCACCCCCAAGAAGCUGGCCAGCCGCCUAAGCAGCUCCCUGGGGCGCUCCUCCGGGAAGCAGAUGCGGGCUGCCAUGGAUGGGAGCAGCUCAGGGGACAACGGGGGGUGCAGCCCGCUGCUGCUGCCCCCAGCCCCUGCUGCGGCAGGGCCCAAGUAUCAGAUGCUGGCCUGUGCCCACCUUGGCCUGGCACACAUCCAGGAUGCUUUUCGCACCCAUGACCUCCUUGUCACUGGCAACGAGGAAAGCUCCUUCUGGCUGCCCCUGUAUGGCAGCCUCUGCUGCCGCCUGGCGGCCCAGCCCAGCUGCAUGGUGGACCAGGUGAUGGCCGGCUUCCUCAAGGUGCAGGGGGAGCAGCUGGACUGGCCAAGGCUCUUCUGCCUCCUGCGGGGCACCAACCUCCUCUGCUACAGGCACCCCCGGGAUGCUGAGGCCCAGGAGGAAGCAGCCUUCACGAUUGCUAUCAACAAGGAGACGCGCAUCCGGGCCACCGAGAAGAGCCCCCAGGGCCCUGUUCGUUGCAUGUCAGUCACCAACUGCUACGGAGGCGAGGAAGUGACGCACACACUGCAGGCCGAGUCUCACGCAGAGGCCCAGCGCUGGAUGGAGGCCUUCUGGCAGCACUUCUACAACAUGAGCCAGUGGAAGCACUGCUGCGACGAGGUCAUGAAAGUGGAGGUGCCCUCACCACGUCGCCCUCCCGCGCUGCUGCCCAAGCAGGGGUCUCUGUACCACGAGAUGGCUAUUGAACCUGCGGAUGACAUCGAGGCCGUGACUGAGAUCCUGGCCCGGAGGGUCUCUGACCUGGGUGACCCCAUGUGGCUCUCUCUCUUCGAGGGCUCCUCCCCUGGCAUCGCUUCCAGCUGCAACAACAGUGGUGGUUCUAGCACCAGCCCGUGCCCCCGGCAGCCCCCCUGGGGCCGGCCUCGCACUUUCUCGCUGGAUGCCAAGCUCAGCAGGCUGAAGGGGCGCACAGGGUGCCUGCCGCCCUCCCCUUCUCCCAAGGCCUGCGGCCCCUCCUGCUCCAGCUCGGGGUCCUCUGGCAGCCGCAGCUCAACUCCGGACUCAGAGCGGAGCCUGCAGACCCCCGCCCGGCCCUGGUUUGACCCCCGCUUGUGGCCGCAGUCCCAGGUCUGACCCAGAGUGAGGUGCCUUUUGGCACCGGACAGCAGCUUUCCCGCUGCAGAGACAGCCGGGCCCAGACUGGCCUGGGCCACACCCCCAGCGUUCCCCCCACAAUGGGGAGGUGGCCCUGGCUAGACAAGCAGCAAGUUGGGGCAAGGGCCCCCAGCCAGACCUGUUUUCAGGAGAAAAGCACCUUCCCGUCCCCCCCUUGCAAGAAACUGGAAUCUUUGCUGUUGGAAUGGAAGAGGUGCCUGACCUUUCCCUGCCAGGGUCAGAGUGUCCCCAUCUGACUUCAGCCAGGCCUCUUCCCGACCCCCUUGAGCUGCAAGGAUUUGCACUGAGGGGGAAAUGGGGGUGGGGGUGGCCCUGGGCCGCCAUGGAGCCCUUCCAUCCUGGUUUGUGUGGAGGGCAACAGCCCCCCUUCCUGUGAAUAUGCAUUAAAAUGUGUUGCAAUGCC
This is a messenger RNA of Candoia aspera, 2293 nucleotides long. It is a transcript of the gene RTKN, whose product is annotated as rhotekin. Gene Ontology annotation, biological process: mitotic cytokinesis; signal transduction; actomyosin contractile ring assembly. The record is from RefSeq and is a predicted model, not a curated record. Gene Ontology annotation, molecular function: GTPase inhibitor activity. NCBI's taxonomy places the organism in Eukaryota, Metazoa, Chordata, Lepidosauria, Squamata, Candoiidae. The transcript has 12 exons. Bases 130 to 1848 code for a protein of 572 amino acids. Gene Ontology annotation, cellular component: actomyosin contractile ring.